Molecule: messenger RNA, 210 nt
Organism: Aureobasidium namibiae CBS 147.97
Lineage: Eukaryota; Fungi; Ascomycota; Dothideomycetes; Dothideales; Saccotheciaceae
Exons: 1
Molecular function (GO): protein binding
Source: RefSeq, a predicted model, not a curated record
AUGUCCACAUUGCUAUCACUUCCGCCCGAGAUAUUCAACACGAUCGUUGCAGAGGUGUCCGGGCGCGAUGUAACGAGUAUACGCCGUGUUUGCCGACGCACGAAUGCACUAUCAAGCCAUCAAUUCGGACUCAAAUGUCUCGCAGAUCUAUCGUUCAUCUGGUCUUCGUAUAGUCUGCAAGGACUACUGAAUCUCAGUAGGCAUCCGUUG